UUGAGCGUGUUGCCAACUGGAAGACAUGGAAAGUUGAAAAAGGCGAACAUGGCGGUCGCGACGAAUUCUUUCGACAGUUGGCUUAGCAAGAAAUUGCAGGCUUUAAAUACUGACGAAGGUGUAUUUGGGUCGUACAUCAAAGGAAUUUUAGAGGGAGACGAAACGGAGGAUGAGAAGACCGAAGCCCUUGAAAGCAUACUCGCGGGCAUAACGGACGAUAACAUUAGUAAACAUGUGACGGAAAUAUUGAAAGCUUGGGCCGAAUGGCUACCUGUUGAAGAGGUUUCUACUGCAAAAGUACCAGUGGAAGAUGUGGAUGUCAGAUUGGCGCGAAUGCUGGAAUCUCAGUCUCUGCCGACUACGACGCAAAAAAGUUACACAGAGGAAGAGAAGAAAAUAAGGGAUGUGAUUCUUGCACAAUAUAGUCAAAUGUCAGAUGAAGAAAACAGUGAAGGAGAUGGAGAGGAGGAUGGUGCAAGUGGAGGAGAUUGUGGAAUUGAGAAGAAUACAAAUGCAGCUGCAAUAAUACAACAGGAGAGAGAAAAAAGAGGAAAGGCAAAGUUAGAAAGUCAAAAGAAAAAGGAGAAGGACAAAGAAGACAGAGAAAAACAAAAACAGUUGAGAGAAGAGAAGAAGGAAAAACGAAAGACACAAAAAGGAGAAAGAAGGAGGUAG
This is a messenger RNA of Habropoda laboriosa, 675 nucleotides long. RefSeq names its product coiled-coil domain-containing protein 43. Lineage: Eukaryota; Metazoa; Arthropoda; Insecta; Hymenoptera; Apidae. The coding region runs from base 49 to 675 and encodes 208 amino acids. The transcript has 3 exons. The record is from RefSeq and is a predicted model, not a curated record.